Messenger RNA from Penicillium vulpinum, 399 nucleotides. Its product is annotated as Pfs NB-ARC and TPR domain protein. Bases 1 to 399 code for a protein of 132 amino acids. The record is from RefSeq and is a predicted model, not a curated record. Gene Ontology annotation, molecular function: ADP binding. NCBI's taxonomy places the organism in Eukaryota, Fungi, Ascomycota, Eurotiomycetes, Eurotiales, Aspergillaceae. The transcript has a single exon.
AUGCCGGUAAUUGCACCGAACUUCCUGGGACGACAAGAAGAGCUAGAGCAGCUGUGGCUGUCUUUACAGCCACCCAAACCCGAGUUACAGUCAUCCAAGCCCGAAUUACAGAAAGUUGCUAUUGUUCAUGGGCUUGGGGGAAUGGGAAAGACACAGCUAGUAAUCCGCUUCGCACGAGACCACAAACGUGAUUUCACUGCUAUCUUUUGGCUGAACGGCAAGGACCGAGCCACUCUUAUGCAAUCUUUAAGCUCUAUCUUGCCCCGGUUACCAGGCCAGUCUCAGAAUACCGAUGCGAUCAAGAACGAAGAGGCAGAACAACGAUCUAGGACUGUUUUACAAUGGCUAGCAUUGGAGGGAAACUCUCGCUGGCUAAUCAUUUUUGACAAUAUUGACUAA